AUGUCGAGCUACCUCUCCGGAUGGUUCUCCUCGGCGCCGACGGAGGGCGCGGACGGGGCGGAGGUGGACCCGAGUAAACUGUUUCACGAGUUUCCACAUCCGGAGGACUGGAGGACGAUCGCGGAGACGUUGUUGGAGAGGUUCGGCGAGGACGGCGACGAGAUCCCGAGGGCGAUGUGUCCGCUGGGCGAUAAGCGAGCGACGGCGCGCAGGUUUUUAGUGGCGAGGAAGUACUCGAUCGAUGACGCGGAGAGUGCGUUGAGGGAGGCGAUCGCGUGGAGAAAGAACGUGAAGGUGGGUGAUCGCGUGGGCGUCGAGGCCAUACUCUCGGGCGAGCCGCGUUGGGAUCUGUUGGCGGAGAACCGAAAGAUCAUGACGGGUACGCCGUUUCUGUGUCACACCAAGCAAGGAUUUCCGGUCUAUCUGUUGAGAAUUGGGAAGGGAGACGCGGCGUUGGCGACGACGGCGAGCGAGGAGACGCACAUAUAUUCGACCAUCGUGCGCGGCGAACACCUGGUGAACGUGCUCAUACCUGAGGCGACAAAGCGCUCGAAGAAACUCGUGGCGGACGGAGUCGAGCAAGAGGCCGCGAGCGUGGAUUACGAUGGGUUGAUCGAUAAGCAAGUCGUCAUCAUCGAUCUCGAGGGCGUCGGGAUGUCUGCGCUGCGAUGUCUCUUUGUGUUGAAGACCAUCAACAGCGUGGCGUCGAAAAAUUACCCUGAACUCUCGAAAGCCAUCUACGUCGUCAACGCGCCGUCGGCUUUCGAUUACCUGUGGAGCGCUGUGAAGCCGCUCCUCGCGGCUCACACGCAGCACAAGAUUAAGAUUUACAGUCAACCUGAGGAGCAGUACGCCGCUCUGCAAAAGCUUUUGGAGGAUGCGGACAUUCCCGACUUCCUGGUACCAGCUGGACGUGCGGCGGGAGCGAAGGACACGGUGACUACGACGGACGGUUUCUUGCCUGAGACGGUAAAGGCAGUCGACGAGUGGCUUAAGGGUCUCGGCGGUGAGGAGACCAUUGAGGAAGAGAAGACCGGUGAGGAGGUCAGCGCCACGAUUGAAAAGAUGAGCACGAUUUCAAUUCAAGAAGAUUACGCUGCCGCGGAAGCUGAAGCUUAG
This is a messenger RNA of Ostreococcus tauri, 1119 nucleotides long. Its product is annotated as CRAL/TRIO, N-terminal domain. The record is from RefSeq and is a predicted model, not a curated record. The transcript has a single exon. Bases 1 to 1119 code for a protein of 372 amino acids. NCBI's taxonomy places the organism in Eukaryota, Viridiplantae, Chlorophyta, Mamiellophyceae, Mamiellales, Bathycoccaceae.